Acipenser ruthenus (sterlet) is the source of this 3412-nucleotide messenger RNA. Its product is annotated as O-phosphoseryl-tRNA(Sec) selenium transferase. Lineage: Eukaryota; Metazoa; Chordata; Actinopteri; Acipenseriformes; Acipenseridae. The coding region runs from base 166 to 1680 and encodes 504 amino acids. The record is from RefSeq and is a predicted model, not a curated record. Gene Ontology annotation, molecular function: O-phosphoseryl-tRNA(Sec) selenium transferase activity; tRNA binding. The transcript has 12 exons. Gene Ontology annotation, biological process: selenocysteine incorporation; conversion of seryl-tRNAsec to selenocys-tRNAsec.
UUUAGCCACCAGGGGACCCUUGCGUAUCGUAUUAAUUUACAACACUGAGUGCUAAGUCCAUAGUGUGUGUGUGUGUCGGUGUUUCCAGGGGCUGUAAAUACAUGAAAUACGAAGAACCGCCGGCAUACCUUGAACUGCAGAUUUACUGGAACACUACCGGAAAGAAUGAAUUGUGAAAACUUUUCAUUAAGUGAGAAGAUUGUCUCCUCAUCGUACAUAAGGCAGGGUGCUCAAGCACGUCGCACCCACGAGCAAUUAAUCAGACUGCUCUUGGAAAAGGGUAAAUGUCCUGAAGAUGGCUGGGAUGAAAGUACUAUUGAGCUGUUUCUCAAUGAACUGGCUCUCAUGGAUAGUAACAACUUUCUGGGUAACUGUGGUGUCGGAGAGCGGGAAGGAAGAGUAGCCUCCAGUCUUGUGGCCAGAAGGCAUUACAGACUCAUACAUGGAAUUGGACGAUCAGGGGAUAUUGCUGCGGUUCAGCCUAAAGCUGCUGGUUCCAGCCUGCUCAACAAGCUCACCAAUGCAGUAGUGCUUGAUAUUUUAAAGGCAGCAGGUGUCCGAACUGUUUCCAGCUGCUUUGUGGUUCCAAUGGCCACUGGAAUGAGCCUAACCCUUUGCUUCCUGACAUUAAGACAUAGAAGACCAAAAGCAAAGUACAUCCUUUGGCCCAGGAUUGACCAGAAGUCAUGUUUUAAAUCUAUGAUAACUGCAGGGUUUGAACCAGUGAUUGUGGAGAGCUUGCUGGAAGGAGAUGAGCUGCGGACCGACCUGCAGACUGUGGAGAGCAAGAUAAAGGAGCUAGGCCCGGAGAACAUUGUGUGUGUUCACUCCACCACCUCCUGCUUUGCUCCCAGAGUCCCUGACAGACUGGAGGAACUGGCCCAGAUGUGUGCAAAGUAUGAAAUUCCCCACAUAGUCAACAAUGCCUAUGGAGUUCAGUCCUCUAAAUGCAUGCACCUUAUUCAGCAGGGUGCUCGGGUUGGAAGAAUAGAUGCAUUUGUCCAGAGCCUCGACAAAAACUUCAUGGUUCCAGUAGGUGGCGCCAUUAUUGCUGGUUUUAAUGAAUCCUUCAUUCAGGAAAUCAGCAGGAUGUACCCAGGUCGAGCAUCAGCUUCCCCCUCACUGGAUGUUCUCAUCACCCUUCUCUCCCUGGGAACAAACGGCUACAAGCAGCUUCUAAAGGAACGAAAGGAAAUGUAUACCUACCUGGCAGAGGAACUGAAAAAACUAGCAGAAGCUCAUGGAGAAAGGCUGUUGGAAACAUCUCAUAAUCCAAUAUCUUUGGCCAUGUCGCUAGGUAACUUUGAGAAACACACCAAAGCUGUGACACAACUGGGAUCCAUGCUGUUUACCCGACAAGUGUCAGGAGCGAGGGUGGUUCCACUAGGAACGGAACAAACUGUGAGUGGUUACACUUUCCAAGGCUUUAUGUCUCACACCAAUGAGUACCCAUGCCCUUACCUCAAUGCUGCAUCUGCCAUCGGAAUCACCAGACAGGAUGUGGACCUGUGCAUCAAAAGACUGGACAAGUGCCUUAAGAGCUUCAAGAGAGAGAAGGGUGACCAGAGCGAAAAACUGGAACGUGAGUCUGGGAAUCCAGCUACAGCCAGCGAGGAGGAUGUCAGUGAGUUAGCAGAGAGGUUCCAAGAAGAAGCAUGCCUUGGACUGAGGAAGUUAUGAUCUGCCUGUUUGAGGUUUCACUGUUUAAAUUAAUUUAAUAAUGAUUAUAUAUAUAUAUAUAUAUAUAUAUAUAUAUAAAUAAAAUACAUGGAUAAAAGCUAUAUUUGCAUCCUGAGCCAUUCGAAAAAAAAGUGAUAGUAGCACAGUAGUGACGUCAAAAAGUGAUAAUUCCUAAAUAUAUUUGAACUUUAACCCAUUCGACUCCUCGAGACCAUCACUUUCAAUUCAAACAAAAAAUAUUUUCAAUCACUCGACAACACCCACAGUACAGAAAUGUUCAUCAAUGACCAACAAAAUGAGAAUACGUUAAAAAAAAAGAUGUAAAGGUGGUACAUUAGUACCUCAGAGAAACUAAACGGAUAACGACAUAGAAAGUCUGUACAGCACUGAAAAAUACUAUUUAGAAAAAAAAAACGAAAAAAACUGAACUGUACUGCUGAACCUCGUCUUCUUUAAUAUUAGCAUCACAAGCGUAUCCUUGUAUUAUACAAAAUAAUAGAUGGGCUUCAGUGAGUUACAAGAAAAGAAUUCCAUCUCAGGUUUCUGUGACAGUUUUAUAAAUUACUCGACCUUCGGUCUGGUAAUUUAUGACGUCACAGAAACCCUAGAUGAAAUUACUUUCCUGUAACUCACUGAAGACCAUCUAUUUUAUACUAUUUUAUACCAUUCAUCAGAACGUACCCAACAGCAGAAAUCCAGGGUAGCCUGUACGGCAUGUUCAUAGUCAUGAACUGCUGUCAGUGUCAGCCUGUCAAAAGAAUUAAGAGAGUCCUGCGGUCAAACAUGCAUUGAGUCUUCAAGAGGUUUGAGGUAUCUGGGACCAUUCAGCUCCUUACACAUACAGUCAUUGGGCAGAUAAGAGGAAAUGGGAACCCGACCUGUUUAUUAAAGGUUUUUGUGUCUUAGUGCAUUAACAUGGAUCUUUUCCAAAAGAAAGCUUUUCUGCUUUGAUGGGGUGGACAUUGAUAUGAUUUGCAGUUCAUACAUUUAAGAAUCAAUACCCAUUAAAAAUGCACUAGCUAUCAUCCAGCAAAACAAUCCAUGAAACCACUUCACAGAUAAUUCUUAAAAUCCAUAAAUGUAAAAAAAAUACAUAUUUACUGCAGUAGACAUUACUAGAUAAAUACUGUAUGACUUGCUGAAGUGGCUUAUGUUACUGGGAGUAAUCUCAUUGACUAUUAUGAACUAUUAUACUAAAAUAUUAAUGUGAGGUUCAUUUGGAAAACCCAAACUGCUGUUUGAAUGUCUCUGUGGUCUGUGAAUGUUAGAGCUGACUGUCAGGAGAAAUCCUUUUUUAUUUUAUUUUUUGCUUGUUACAGUGGGUUCAUAUUUAAACAAGAAACAUUCCAAUGUUCUAUCUAGCUCCUCAGUUGGCUCCAAGCAGAGCGGUUAGUGUUUAGCCAGAUAAGCCAGCUAUUAAGAGUUCUUGAAUUGAAUGGAAGCACACCAAACAAUACUUUUAAAUGAUCAGCUUUAAUUUGCUGCCUUUUUACUGAAUGCAUGUUUAUUAGCGUUGGAUCACAUCAAAUGUAUAUUCAAAAUAAACACAAGGAAGCUAGAAAGUACAGUAUUUCUGAGUCCUGAGCAUAUAACCCACCCUUAAGCUUCACUUCUGCACCCCUAGAAUUGCCAGGAUUGUUUGGAAGUCACCAUGCAAGCUCAGAGGGCUACUGUAUCUAAUAGAAAUAUCUGCUGAUAAAUGUAGAUACAUGAGAGAAUGUGGGCUUUGGGC